Molecule: messenger RNA, 9165 nt
Organism: Tetrahymena thermophila SB210
Lineage: Eukaryota; Ciliophora; Oligohymenophorea; Hymenostomatida; Tetrahymenidae
Product: transmembrane protein, putative
Exons: 4
Molecular function (GO): protein binding
Source: RefSeq, a predicted model, not a curated record
AUGAAUUUGAAAUAAUAUAUAUUCAAACAAACUAACAAAAACAAGCAUAAUAUGAGAGCCUUAAUAAAAACAGAAUAUAAGUUUUAAGUAAGAUAGCUUAUUUUUCUAAUAACAAUUUUACUGGUAGCUAGAGCUUAAUCUUGUUCUAUUUCAGGCUGUAAAUAGUGCUCUUCAGCAUCAAACUCUGCAGCUCAAACAUGUUCUUAAUGUUAUGAUGGAUUUGUACUUACUCAGCAAGGAAUAUGUUAAUACACGAUGUGCUAAAAAUGGGAAUUUCUAUAGAAUUACACAGACUCUAGCAACUAAAUCUAGUAAAGAUGCGUCUCAGUUUGCGGAAGUAAGGAAAUCCCUAAUUUAAGUAGUAGAGUUUGCCAAAGUACUUAUCAAUGUACUAGUUCUUACAGUUUUCCUACUUCAACUAAUAAUGGGCAAUAAAUCAAAUAUAUUUACUUUGGUACUAAAGAUCAGUUAAUAUAUCUAGUGUAUAGUACAUUCAUGAAUAUGAUUGAUUAGUACACAGGGUCAUUUAUUACAUCAGUUUCAUUUCCUAGUGGUAUUUAAGCAAUCUCUUUGGCAUAAAAUAGAUUAUUUCUACUUAACACAAAUACAAAACAAAUUUUGGAAUGGAUUCCUACUAAUUCAACUGCGAAUGUAUUAACAACCGUAGUUAAAGGUUAUGCAAAAGUUUUUAGUAAUGUCUAUAUAUUUGGCUCUAAUUAAGUAGUAUAUACUUCCUACAACGAUGAUGGUUCUAUAAUAUACUUUAACGUUAUAGGUUAAGGAGGUUUGUCUUCUUGUUUUGAUCAAGUUAAUUUAACUUCCCCAACAAAAAUAAUCAGUUUUUUCGAUUAUUUUAUUUUGACAUAGAAUCGAUAAAGUUUCUAAAUUUAAGUUCUAUAUUUAUCUCAACAGCAAACAAAUUAAUAACUUUUUCUCUUUGGUAAUACAUAAAAUUUUUAUUGCAAUUCAAUUAGUGGAUAGUCUAUUGAUGGGAAAUCAAUUCAAUAAUAACAAAUUUAAUAAUAUUAUCUAAUUUUUCAAAACACACUAUAUUUGUUUGUUUACUAAAUUGAUUAAUCAAAUAACAUAUAAUGCAAUUAGAUUUAAUUAACUUACUAGCCACUUAAUUUGUAAAUCUUAAAUGCAAAUCUCUGUCCAAACUAAUAAUCUGCCCAAUAAGUUUUAUUAAUUUCUAACGCAAAUAACUAGAUUUUAGUUUAUAAUAUCAGUAAUUUAUAAUAGAUUUAAUUAGGCUAUUUACAAUUCUCAAGCAAUAUAAUUUCUUUUAACUAUCUUCUUGACAAUUAAAAUUUAAACAUUUACGCAUUAUUGUCAAACAGCAUAAUCGACAUAAGAUAGGUUAUUUUUGAUUGUUCUAAUCCAUAAAAUAUAUAAAUUUCAUCGAAAAGUUUUAACUAAUUAGCAUCCUUGAUAAAGAAUCCUAAAUAUUUGAUCUUACUAAAAGCACUUUAAAAUGAUUAGAAAUUGAAAAAUUAUAUAAUUUCUAUAAAUCAAGAAGCAUAAAUAAUAGAUGGACAAAUAAGCUAAUCAAAAUCUAUUAUUAAAGACUUUUAAGAUAGAAUUUUUGCCAAUAAUGGUUAAAUUUCAAAGAUGUUAUAUAAUGAAAAGCAUUACUUUAUUUCUUCCUGUUCUUAAGAUGGACUUAUAAUGGUAUGGAAAGCUAUUGACCCAUUAAAGCCGGAGUACUUAUACUAAAUAAGACAAUAAGGAUAGAAAUGCUUGAAUAUUCUUGAUUAUCAAUAAACUUAUAUAGUUGCUCUUUUCAGUAACUAAAUAAUCAUAUUUAACUUAUUUAACUAGCUAGACUAGUAAAUUUAUCCAAUCGAUUCCACACAAUAUAAUAACAUCUUAGUAAACAGCCAAUAUAUAUGUUUAAUAAUUAAUAAUAAUGCUAUUGUGAUAGAUAGUUCAAGACAAACAGUUGCACAAAAUAAUUAAAUUUAAUUCACCACAUUAGUAAACACUUUUUUAACAGAAUAAAACUAAAUAAUCACCAUCAAUACAAGCAACCUUAUUUCUAUUUACACUAUUAAACUAUCACAAUAAACUAUAUAGAACUCUUUGCUUCAGUUCUAAAGUCCGUACGCCAUCACUUGUAGUCAAUUUUUCAGCAUAACAGGAGGUACUCAUAUUGUAAUAUUUGAUAGUAAUUUAACUUUGACAGUCUUUGAUUAAAACUUGUAAGUGCUAUAGACAUUUUCUGUGACAAUUGGAAAGGUAUUUAUAAUAAAAAGUUUUGAAGAGGGGAAAUAUCUGCUAGGAAUCUAGUUAAAUUAAAUUCUCGAUUACAAUUAUUAUUCAACUCUUUAUUUUGACGUAAGUAGUAACUCUUAAACGUAAAUUGGUACUUAUUUUUAUGCAACUGAUUUUGUUUAGUUUAAAAAAACAGUGAACAAUUAUGGCUAAAAUGUAAUUAUACUAGUUCCAUUGCAACCUCUUAGUUAUACAUCUCUCACUUAUGAAGUAUAUUAUACUAUUGGUUAAGAUUCUAUUUUCACCCCUUAUGGUAGAUUUACUUAUACACCUACUUAAUAUGUUGUCACAGCUCUUUCAAACAAAGCUUAGUCAUUAAUAAUAACAGGUUCUUUAGCUGGCUAACUAAGAGUAGCUCCUAUGUAUAAUGACAGGAAACUAUUUUAGAUAGUUUUUAAUUCUCUCUCUACUAAUUAAGCAGACAACAUAAAUAAAGUUUUUCAGAGUUUUAUUCUAGGAAGGUAUUUCGUAUUUACUUCUGUCAUUAAUUGUUUUUCUUUGCACACUGACCAACUGCUAGAAACUAUUACUUUUUCUACUAAUACUGAACCUAUCUAGAACUUUUAAAUUUCUGACUCUCUUUAAGUUUUAAUAGCAUACAUUAGCAAUGAAAUUAUACUAAGAAACUUUUCACAACCUAAUUUAAAGUAUUCUUUGAAGUUAUCCUCAUAGUAAUGCCUUCUUAAGAAAAUAAAUAGUUUAUUUUUGGAUGAGAAUACAUAAGAAAUAUUUUUGUAUGGUGAUGGAUUAAUAAAAUUUUCAUUGAAGUUAAAUUAAUAAACUGUCCUAUCCUCAUAGAGCACGCUUAAUAUAGACAACUAUCAACAAUGUCUAUUUCCAGCUUAAAUUGCUGUUUGUUUAAUUAACAAAUAGAAUUUAGUUUUCUUUGAUAGAACUAGCAAUUAUUCCUUAUUUCAAUAGAUUUUAUUACAAGAUAUUUUAGCAGGAGCUUCUAUAUUGGUUGAUUAAGCUAAUUAGUAAGUUUUUGUGUAUAAAACAUAUAUUGAAGUAUAUACUUUCACAGGUUCUUACUUAAAAGGUCUCUCUGAUGUUGCAUAUCCAAUUAUCACAUUUUCUAUAUAUGAUUAGCAUAUAGUCGUUAUGACUUCUGCAGCAAUUUAUAUUUACCUCAGAGGAACACUUUAAUACAUGUCAUAUAUAUAACCAUCAGGAGGAGCAUUUGCAGGAUAUUUAUAUAUUAAAAGUUAAUCAUUAAUCGCCUAUUACACAACUUAAAUUUAAUAUGGCUAGAUCCUUUUAUAUAGUUUGACAACAUACUCAUAAGCAGGAUUUAUGACUAAUACUUAUUAAUAAAAUAAAGUUGGAUAAGUUGUUAAAAUGGUUUAUGAUGAUGAUAAUACUAUGUUUAACUAUAUUGAUGUCUUUGGUAAUUUUUAGAAUGUCUUAAAUAAUGCAUAAAAAACUACAGACUCUACAUAUUCUAUAGAGGAAAUAUAGGCUGGUGUUUUGCCUCCCCCGAUCGAUUAUUAAUUAGACUUUAAAUCAAACACUGCUUUAAUUUAUAACGGUCAAAGAGUAUGGAGACAAAACUAUUGCCUGUUCACGAGGCCUUACCAAAGGAUUUAUAGUAGACCUGCUAAUCACUACUUUCAGAUAAACUAAUAAGGAGGCAUCUAUUUCAUAAUAGCAGAUUACAAUAAUAAUAUUUAUAUGUACUAAAAUUAAGAAAUGACUUUUUAUAGCUAUUUCACUCUUAACAUUUUAGAUAUGAGAUAAAUUUAAAGAGGAGCUUUAAAUAGAUUCAUUUUCUUUUUUUAAUCUUAAAUUCUUAUUUAUUUUGAUUUAGGAAAUCAAUUUUCAUAAAACUCUCCAAAUCAAAAAUUAACUGACUAUUAAUUUAAAAGAGUAUUAUUACAAAACGCAGACAGAUUAAUUAUUAAUACUUCUGAUAAUUAUAUUGUCGAUUACGACUUUUUUAAUCAAAGUCUUAUAAAUAAAAUUUAAUUAAAUGCUCUCGAAGAUAUAACAACAAGCCUUUUAGUUGGAUCUUCUCAGUCAAAUAAAUGGUAAUAUGUUUAUGGAACAGAUUAAGGAAGAGUCGGUGUUUAUGAUUUAAUAAUUGGAAAACUUAUCUAUGUAUAAUUCAAACUAAAUAAUAUUAAUCCAAUCUCCUAAAUAUAAAUGUACUCAUCAGAUAAUUUUAUUUGCUUAGACAAUAUUGGAAAUAUACAUUAAAUUAAUACUUCUUCUUUUUUAGAAUUUGAUAGUUAACCUCUACAGUCAGCUGUCAAUUAAAUUACUUCUCAAAUAUAUGGUAGCGUAUUGAAAGUUAUUUAACUUAUACAAUUCGAUUUAACAAAUUAAAGAGCUUUCAUUAAUUUUUAAAGUGAAAGGUAUAUUAUAAUAUUAAGUCUCUAAGAUUAUUCAUUUAUAACUUAUUUAUCUUUUCCUGACAAUGAAUGGAAGUAAAUAGUUUUUGGUAAUUAAUAUUUGCUGAUAUGUUCUUUCUUCUAAAUUAACGUAUAUUUCUAGAAUAGUCUAUCUUUUGUUGGUUACGCAAGAAGAUAUAAUAGAAAAGAUAGAAUUACAGAUAUAAGAUUAAUAGAUGAAAACAAAAUUAUUGUUGUAUUUGUCAACAGAAUAGAAUCUCUGUAUAUUCAAGCCUAAACUGGUUCUAUCCUUUUAGUCGAUACCUUAACACUUAAUGACUCUAAAAUUCUAUAUGCGAAUUUGAUAUCUACAGAAAGAUUGGUAAAUUAUAUAGGAGUAGCCUCAAAUACAAUUUUUGAAAAAAAAAUAAAUUAUGGGCUUUAUGAGAAUAGUUAUUCUGCAACUUCUCUAUCACAGAAUGCUAACUGCUAUUUCUAAAUCUAGUACUAAAAUUUUAUUACUUCACUCACUUCUUUUUAAUAAGCCUAUGCUACUAGAAGUCUUUCCCUUUUAUACUUUCUUUCUGUGUAUAUUGGUAGUUACAUAGAUAAUAUGAAUUUUUUGAAUCAAAACUCUCUAAGUAUAGUAUUUAGGCCAUAGAAUCAGAAUCAAAAUAGUCUUUAAAUUUAACAAAACUCUUUUUAAAGUAUGAAUUUCGACUUAUAAAUGGAUAGCUUUAGUUUAGAUUUAACUAACUCCCAACAAAUAAUUAAGUUAAACCAGAAUUCUUAAAAUUUUAUCUUAUAGAAUAUUUCUCUUUCUAAUCAAACUUUAUCACAAAACACACAAUUACUGUUUAAUUAAAAGAAUAAUAUUAUUUUAAGCGGCUUUAAUAUUAGUAACUUAUCACUUAUUUCAGGUAAUAGAUUACUAGAGGUCUAAAAUUAAUAAAUAAAUUCAAAAUAUUAUUUAUUCAAUUUUACAAAUUGCUAAAAUUUAGUUAUCAGCAAUAUGAUUAUUGACAAUUUGAAAAUUAACACACUUAAUUAAUCUCUAAUAUAUUCUAUGAAAACAGCAUAAAUAACAAUUAGAAACUUAACAGUAUAAAAUAGUAUGUUUAACUCUUUAAUCGAUAUAUUUUAGAGCACAAAUAUCAUAUUCUAAAAUAUAUUGAUAUAUAAUUGUUCAAACUCUCUUAAGUAGUAAAACACAUAUUUCAUUUAAUUAAUUGGUAUUAUUUCUUAAUAAAUCUCUAACUUUACAGCAUAAAAUAAUAGAGAUUUAUAACUUUUAUUAACAGAUAAAUCUUAUAAUUUGCAAAAUUAGGGUACUGUUGUUCUUUCUAUAGAUGCACUAACAUUUGAUGGAGGAAAUAUUUUUAAUAACACUUUUCCAUCUACUAUUGAUAAAAUUAACACCCAAAAUAUACUGAUUGCAAUAAAGACUACCAGUGUAAAUAUAAGUAAUCUAAAUUAUUAAAGUAACGAAGGGAAUAUUCAGUUCUUGACUAACACAGUAAUUUAAAUUAAUAAAAGCAAAUUUUAAAAUAAUUAAGGCGUCCUUGGUGGCAGCUUAUAUGCAUAAGACAUAGUUUAAGGAUUUUAAAUAUAUAACUCAGUCUUUUACCAAAAUAAAGUAAGUGGAAGCGGAGGAAGCAUUUACUUGAAUAACAUCAAUCAGUUUACUAUAGACUCGUAUAGUUCUAUAACAAAUAGCUCAGCAAGCAUCGGAGGUGCUAUAAGAAUAAUCAAUUUAGAUGUUAAUUUAUGGAAAAAAUAUUUGCUUAAUUGUUUAAUGUAGUAUAAUUUUGCAGAAAUAUAUGGAAAUAAUAUAGGAACUUUACCUUAAGUAUUUUAAGUUUAAUAAUUAGACCCUUUAACAGAAACACAAAAUUACAUUAAAAUUUAUGAAGGUAUAUUGAAUAACAUUUAAAAAUCCAUAAAUUUUAGUAAUCAGUAAAGCGGAGGUUUAUUUUAGCUAAAAAUCUAGCUGUUAGAUGAUGAUAGAAGACCUUUAUCAGUGAAUUAAACGAAGUAUAAGAAUAAUAUUUAUGAAUAAACAGUUAUGUAAGAAUUAAACUCUUACUUUAUUCAAGUAGAGAUUAAUUAGAAUGCUACUUCCUAAACAAAGGAAAAUAGUUUUAUUGAAUUAAAAGGAUAAUCCUUGAUUGGAAUUAAAUAAUAUGAUGAAAUUACAAAAAUGUUCAGUUUUGAGUCUUUAACUCUAACUUCGCUACCAUUAGUAUCAAUAAGUUCUGUUAGUAUAUAAUUUAAUUUUAAUUCAUUAGGAUAUUCUGUAAAUGUUCCAACUCUUGUAUCUUUUAGACCUUGCAAAUAAGGAGAAAUUCUUGCUUCUUCUUAAACGCAAAUAGACUCUGAAUCAAUAAAUUAAUCAUAUAUUACCCUUAUUAGCUGCCAAGAAUGUACUUAAGGUAUGUAUUCACUAAGUGACCCAUAAGUUGACUAUAGUCAAUAUUUGCAAAAUAAUGAUAUUAAGAUAAUAAAUUCUCAAGUUUGUAAGUAAUGUCCUAACUUUGUAUCAAAUUGUUUUGGCAACUAAAUGACAUUGGAGGAUGGUUAUUGGAGAUCUAAUAACUAGACAGAUGAAAUAUUAUAAUGCAAUUUUAUGAACCCAGACAUUUGUAGUGAAUAGGUGGAUUCAAUUAAUGGUUGCAUUGAAGGGUAUUUAGGGCCUAUUUGUGAAAAAUGCGAUACUAUAGGUCAGGUAUGGGGGAAAAGAUAUUCUCAGUCAUUUUAGCAGUUCUAAUGUUAGGAAUGCAGUAAUGAGUUUUACUAAAAAACCAUAAUAAGUGUUUCAGUGAUAGUGGUUUUCUUAUAUCUAUACAUGAGUAUAUUUUUAUUUAUGGGUAGAUAUACCUAUGAAUCUCUUUGUUAUUAUUUCAGAUUUCUCAAGCUACUUCCUUUUUCAAAGAGCUGCACAUUAGAUGAAUCAUCAUACUAUAUUAAAGUUUUAAUUAAUUAUUUGCAGCUAUCUUCCCUGCUUUUCACAUUUUAUAUGAAGUUUAUCCCUUCAUUCUUAUCUUCUAUACCCUCAGCUGCAGGUUCACCUUCAAGUAAGCUUGUAAUUAGUACAUAAUGUUUAUUUAGCUCAGAUAUGUAUAAAAACUAUGGAGAAGAAAGAAUUAUGAUAGUUGGUUAAUCUUUACUGCCAUUCUUAACUUUUCUUCUAUUCUUAAUUCUUCUUGCUGUUAUGAAUAAAUUAAAAUUAAAAGGCGUUGGAAACUACCAUAAAUACACAAUGUUUAACAUAGUAUUUCUUUUUUUUUAGCCUGACUGUCUGUCUUUUUUCACUAAAGCUUUAUCAUGUCGUAAAAUAGGAGAUCAAAAAUUUUAAAUUAUCAAUAUUUUAAUAAAUUGUGAUGACGAAUCAUAUAUCAAAUUCAGCAAUAGUUUUGUCCUACCAAAUUUACUCUUUUGGGUUUUUGCACCUUUAGUUCAAUUAUACUAUUUAAGAAAAGACAAAGGUAAAAAUAAUGAAAAUUUUGAUAAGUGCAUAUUAAAAUAUAAAUAUGGGUUUUUCUAUGUAGAAUUUAAACCUAAUUACUACUUUUGGGAGUUUUGCAGAAUGUAUUUAAAAAUAAUCAUCAUUAUCAUUACAACCCUUUUAAAUGAUUACUAGGAUUUUAUAUUAAUUUUGAGCAUAAUCAUAAUUUUCUCUUAUGUCCUAAUAGUCAUGAAAUUCUAACCCUUUAAGAGUAACUCACUUUUCAAGUUAGAAUUAAUAUCCUAUUUACUAUUGAUACCUAGCAUUUUUUUAUUUUACAUGAGCAGGUAAUAUUCUAGUUAAGUAUUUUAAAUUUUAAUGGGAAUAAUUCAUUACUGCUAUAUGGGUUAUAUGAUUUUGGUUAUCAUUAAAUUCAAGCUAGACAAUUAGACUAGUAGUGCAAAUAAACUGCUUAAAUAUAUUGUGCAAAAGUUAUGUUGCAGAAUAUUUACAUCUAAAAUGAAACUAAAUGAAAAAAAAAGUGGAAGAGUUUUAAUGAACUGGAGAAAAGUAUAUUUAAAUUAAACAAAGAUAAAAUUAGAAAAUCUUAAUCAAAAUCUGAAUAAAUUAUAAUCUUAAAUGCUUAAUAGAUCUUUAACAUAGUCUUAAGCAAAGUAAUCAAAGAAUUAGGAACAUACAAAUAUGUUAAGUUAGCUUUAAGGUAUUAUGAAUAAAUCAAAGAUGUAAAUAUAUCAAGAUACUCCAAGAGAUUAUACACCUGUAGUAUCUCAUCAGAAUUCUAUUUUUAAAAAGAGACAAUCUAAUUUUGCUGAAACUUUUUAAGAUGAUCAAACAAAAAAUUUAACUCCUUUAAUUUCUGAUACAGAAUGCAAAAACUCUCCUUAACGUUUAAUUUCUAAAAUUAGUUAAGAUACAAAUUAGCUCAUGAGCUAAGAUGCUGUUGAAUAAGGAGAUUUAACUGAGUCUUUAUAAAAGUGCUUUGUUUAACUUGCUAGUUCUGAGAUAAAUGCUAUAAAAUAAACUUAGGAAUUUAAGAAACCUAAAAGCCACAGGAGACAAAAUUAUUAACUAGGCAAGGAUGACCAAUAAAAUUGA